AUGCGACGCUAUGGCCUAAUAAUAUGUACCCUCGUAUUUAUGGCAUGUUUGACGUCUACAGCAUUUCAGAUCGACCCACCUCUCCCUUCUACUGUCGUCACAGGCCAGGGUGUUCCAUUCACUUGGAUUCGCGAUCCGAAAGAUCCAUCUGAGUUUAGUUUUCGGAAAAUACAGCUCGAUGACAAUGGUCCGUCCGAUCCACUCCAAGUGGACAAGGAUGACGCACAUCAAGAAAGCGGCUUGUUUACCUUGACAUUCACCAAUUUGUCGCCAUUUCAGGUUGUAGCAGUCGACAAUCACACGAAGACGACUUUCUUUACAGCUCCCGGAACGAUCGUCGCCGCACAAUCCACUAGCAGUGUAACACCCAGCACUCCCGGUGCCAACCCAAGUUCCGGCAACUCCUCCACCAUUGGGCCAGAUCCAAGCUCUACCACUUCAUCUGCAUCGUCCACUCUCACCAGUACCGACUCAAGCUCUGGCAGCUCCACAGCCACCCCAGACACAAGCUCUACCGGUCCAUCGACUACAUCUACCAACAAUGCGAACUCGAACACCAGCAUUGGAAAUCCGACACCGGCUUCUGCACCAGAGACGGAUGGGCCUCCUACAAGUACCGCUCCUUCCCAAACUGUGGGUGGCACAUCCGCAUCUUCUAGAAAUACAAAACCCAUAAUCAUCGGCUCUGUCAUCGGUGGUAUCGUCUUCAUCCUUUUACUCCUCCUCUUUCUCCUCUUGUUGAUUCGCCGUCGCCGAAACAAACUAUCACGGAAUGACUCCGUGGGUUCGGACGUAUUUUAUCGAGACAAAAUGGUUCAAGCAAUCGGUCGACGUCUAAGCUUGACCAUUCACCGGAAAGAGUACCCCGUGGAGGAAGGGAUCACCGCUUCGCCCACUACACCCUUAAGGGAAGAUUUCGAUGAUCGCGAUGUGGGUUCGGCGGAUGGUCAUGAUGAAGUCAGUGCUUUAGGAAGUAAAAUCGUCGAAUCACCCGCUACGAUAGAAACGAGGAGCGCGUCCGGAGCUCGAACGGAUAGGCAGAUGCAGAUCGAGCAGAAGAUCAUCGAGUUGCAAUCCCGGUUGAUCACGGCUUCCCCUAGUGAAAAGAAGGAGUUAAGGGAGAGAGUUGAGCGGUUAACGCAGCUCAGGGAUUCAGAUUGGGCAUCCAGGCGGGAUGGGGAUGGUUCGGACGAGGUUCCAGAGGUGAUGAAGGGAUAG
Marasmius oreades (fairy-ring Marasmius) is the source of this 1218-nucleotide messenger RNA. RefSeq lists its product as uncharacterized. The record is from RefSeq and is a predicted model, not a curated record. The transcript is spliced from 7 exons. Lineage: Eukaryota; Fungi; Basidiomycota; Agaricomycetes; Agaricales; Marasmiaceae. Bases 1 to 1218 code for a protein of 405 amino acids.